AUGCAUCUCCGGACGUCGAAGUCUUGGUGCUCGGGCGCGGGCGGGCGGCUGGCGCGACUGCCGCCGCCGCCGCCGCCGCCGCCCCGGGUGGUGCCCGGAGGAGCCUUCGUCGGCUUCGACCCCGCCGGCGGGGGCGAGGGCGAAUCCCGGGCCGCUCGCGACCGCGCCGCCAGGAGGCAGCGCAUCGAAGAGGACCUCGCGCGCCGCCUCGACUUCCAGAAGAGGAGGUUCAGGCUGAUGCACCCGAUGCUCCCGGCGAAGGGCCGUCCCCCGGCGGAGACGGAGCGGGCAGCCACGUGCCUGGAGGAGAUCACGGGGCGGCCGCUGGAAGGCCCGGUCGAGCAGUGGGAGCUGUUCGCGUACAGACCGCCGUCGCCGGAGUUCGCGCCGGCCUACAUCGCCGUGGACGCUUCAACGCAGGUGGAGCCCGGAGACCUGUACGACUACGACGUGGAGGCGGCUCCCCUGCUGGCGCUGCUGGCGGGCUCCGCGGCGCUGCGGGCCAUGGACGAGGUGGUCUGGGAGGAGGAGCAGGACGGCGAGAGGCGCCGCAGGUCGGCGUGGUGCCAGGCCUGCUGCCGGGAGCGCGGCGAGGCGCAGCGGCUGCAGGAGCAGGAGCGGCGCCUGGCCGAGGAGGCGCAGCGCCGCGUGGGGCAGUACCCGGCCGCGCUGGAGGCCGCCGCGGCGAGGGAGGCGGCGGCGGCCGAGGCCACGGUGUCCCGGGGCGCCGUCUCCCGCGCGGACCCGCCGGGCUUCGAGCCGCCCGGCUGCCGCGACACGGACCCUCCCUGGGAGCUGGCCCCCGGCGGGCUGGACGGGGAGAUCCUGGAAGACGUCGUCAGGCAGGUCGUGGACGAGCGACGCCGAGGGUACGUGCAGCCCGCUCCACCCCAGGCACACGACCCCGCUGCACCUAAAUCAUCUGCCUGUCGUUUGUGA
Molecule: messenger RNA, 939 nt
Organism: Bacillus rossius redtenbacheri
Lineage: Eukaryota; Metazoa; Arthropoda; Insecta; Phasmatodea; Bacillidae
Product: radial spoke head protein 3 homolog
Exons: 3
Coding region: 1-939 (312 amino acids)
Cellular component (GO): cilium
Source: RefSeq, a predicted model, not a curated record